AACGCUUCAGUCUCCUUUCAAAGCUCGCUCCGUGCGGUCGUCUCGAGGGCGUGCCUCCGUAAGUUGUCUGUUUCAACGGGUUGCGAUUCGAAACCGUGUUGAAGUGACUGUGAGCAGUGCUUAUUUAUAUUGAAUUUUCCGUGCUUUAUCAAUUAAACAAUUAGUUAAAACCUGUGACAAUCCGUAAGUGGAUGCGCGUGCAGGAAAGAUACGUUCCUAGAAUCUGUCGCUGAUGGCUGUCCGAAGUUGAGUCGCAACAUGUCGCCCGCCGUUCGACAGUUGUCGGUCGCCGUAGCGCUCGCUUUGUUUGCGGCCAGCCUAUGCUCCGCUAGGGAUGUCAUCUUAGACGACACGACCAGCGUGAUAGCGGCGAGUGCAAACGAGAGGCUGCGGCUGGUUUGCGGACAACGAGCGACACGGGCCGAGCGAGUGACGUGGUACAAGGACGAGAAACCCAUCAACAACCAGUUAAAGUCCAGAUUUUUGCAGCAGAGGCAAUCGUUGCGAAUAAAAAGCUUUCGUCCGGAAGACGCAGGAGUGUACAGCUGCGUUAAUCAGGAUAGUCUCAAAGAACUGAGAGUCACCAUCAAACAUAAGCCUGAUUAUGACCAGGAUGUGGUAGAAGAAUAUGAAGCCGAUGUAAGCGAUGGAUUUGUAACAGAAAUAUUAUCAAAUCGAAAUUCGAAUGAAGAUGAAAUGUUACGUCUCAAAAACGACAGAUACGUACGGAAUCUAAAACUAAAAGAAUUCGAUAGCAGUAAGAAUGAUGAAUUAAAUGAUAAAGAUAUCAGUCACGAAGUUGAUGAUAGUUCUAUGAAGUUCGCUCCUAGAUUUGUACAUCCACAGAGAAUGUUCAAUUCGAAAACAAAGCAAGUCGGAUCUUUUAUCAAACUGAAAUGCAUUGCCGAAGGCAACCCAACUCCGACUAUAGACUGGAAGAAAAAUAAUGCGUCUAUUGUGAGGAAUGUCCCUCCUAUAUACACGAAAUGGUCUGUUGACAUUGAGGAACUGAGUAAAAGCGAUGAAGGGAAUUACACGUGUGUGGUAUGCAAUGAAUUGGGAUGUAUUGAACAUAAUGUGGAGCUUAAUGUUGCAGACAACCAAUCUCAUGAUAUUGAUGUUACUCACCCAAUGCCGGAAAUAUUAUCGCAACGAAGAGCAGCCGCUCUUGUUGAAAAUAAUACAGAAGAACAUAAAAAUCCAACAGAACAUACAAGAUCUACAAAAAGUUUAAAACCUAGAGAAUACGACAACACAAAAGAUGAUGAUCCAGAUGAAAGGAAUGAUAAAGAUCAUCCAGCUUACGGUGCGAUGGAUAACUCAACUACAAAAUCUCCGCCUAAAUUUAAACAUCCACAAAAAAUGUUCAAAACAGAGAUGAAGCCGGCUGGAAGUACUAUUAGACUGAAAUGUGCAGCCGAAGGUAAUCCUACUCCAAAUAUAACAUGGACGAAGAACAAUGGACCAAUAGGCAGGAGUUUCUUUCCUCCAAACUAUGGAAAGUGGUCAAUAGAGCUCACUGAGUUGACCAAGAAUGACGAUGGUAACUACACAUGCAAUGUCUGCAACGAACUCGGUUGCAUCACGCACAACGUUGAAGUCAACAUCAUUGAGCGUGUUUACGCGAAACCAGUACUUACAAAGGGCGUGGUGAAUCAAACCAAGCUCGUUGGUGAAACUGCUCACUUCAGCUGCUCAUUCCUCUCAGACAUGCAUCCUUAUAUCUACUGGAUGUAUAUUGCAAAAGAUGAAUAUGUAUAUACAGAUGUAGAUCCAAAUGGUUCUACAAAUUCGAUGGCGUACACUGAUGUUAAUAAGAUUAAGAUGUCUGAUAAUCCUGAUGACAAACCAGAGCAUUUAACUAUUUAUAAUGUAACAAAGGAUGACGAGGGUUGGUACGUUUGUAUUGCUAGCAAUGGACUUGGAAACUCUACUGCUAUAGGAUACCUUACUGUUAUGGAUUCCAUGCCAGAACCUGAACAAUUAGAUACGGGGAAGCACACUCUUCUCAUAAAUAUACUGACUGUGGUACUCGGUGCUAUGUUUGUGGUAGCUGCUAUCAUAGUACUGAUGAUUUUCAAAAAGCUAAAACGAGAAAAGAUAAAGAAACAGCUGGCUAUAGAGACAGCAAGAGCGGUGAUAGUAACGCAUUGGACGAAGAAAGUGACAGUAGAGAAACCACAGAUGAAUGGGUCGCCCAACGCUUCUGGAGAAGCUUUGCUGAUGCCAGUAGUUAAGAUAGAGAAACAGAAAUUAUCACAAGUUCAAGGUCACACAACUGACUCAAUGAUGAUGUCCGAAUACGAAUUGCCAGUAGACAUAGACUGGGAGGUGGCGAGGGAGACCCUACUGUUGGGGAAGGUGCUGGGUGAGGGAGAAUUCGGAAAAGUAGUCAAGGCCGAGUGUGUUGGGAUAGUAAAACCUGGCGUGCCAUCGGUUGUAGCUGUCAAAAUGUUAAAAGAAGGUCACACAGACGCUGAAAUGAUGGCUCUGGUUUCUGAGAUGGAGAUGAUGAAAAUGAUCGGGAAGCAUGUGAAUAUAAUUAACUUGCUCGGUUGCUGUACACAAGAUGGACCACUCUACGUCAUUGUUGAGUACGCUCCCAACGGCAACCUUAGGGAGUACUUGAGGAAUCACAGACCUGGGAACAGAUACGAGCCACUACCAACUGAGAACUUGAAAGAGAAGAAAACUCUGACGCAAAAAGAUCUCGUGUCAUUUUCUUAUCAAGUCGCCAGGGGAAUGCAGUAUUUAGCAUCAAGAAGGUGUAUACAUCGAGACUUGGCAGCUCGAAACGUCCUAGUUUCAGACAACUGUGUGCUGAAAAUCGCGGACUUUGGUCUCGCGAAAGACGUGCACAGUAACGACUACUACCGCAAGAAGACGGAGGGCAGGCUCCCGGUGCGGUGGAUGGCGCCCGAGUCCUUGUACCACAAAGUGUUCACCACGCAAACUGACGUGUGGUCAUUCGGUGUGCUGCUAUGGGAGAUCAUGACACUGGGUGGCACGCCGUACCCGACGGUGCCCGGACAGUACAUGUACCAGCACCUCAGCGCCGGACACCGCAUGGAGAAGCCUCCCUGCUGCAGCCUAGAGAUUUACAUGCUAAUGCGGGAGUGUUGGUCCUUCUCUCCCGGAGACAGGCCGUCAUUCACAGAGUUGGUUGAGGACCUCGACAAGAUCCUCACAGUUACGGCCAACCAGGAGUACCUGGAUCUAGGUUUGCCACAACUGGACACACCUCCGUCGAGUUACGAUGGCUCAGGCGACGAGAGCGAUAGUGAAUUCCCUUUUAUAAAGUGAAUUGUGAUGCAAUGACUCGGUUUUGAAACUGUAUCAGUGUAAAGAACAGAAGUUUUGAAUUAAAUGACUUUAUAUACAAAAAUCGUGGAGACAAUAAUGCAAUUGUUGAUGUGUAUAUAUAUAUAUAUAUAUAUA
Galleria mellonella (greater wax moth) is the source of this 3438-nucleotide messenger RNA. RefSeq names its product fibroblast growth factor receptor homolog 1-like (gene Btl). Gene Ontology annotation, biological process: positive regulation of kinase activity; protein phosphorylation; multicellular organism development. The record is from RefSeq and is a predicted model, not a curated record. Bases 259 to 3303 code for a protein of 1014 amino acids. Gene Ontology annotation, molecular function: ATP binding; transmembrane receptor protein tyrosine kinase activity. Gene Ontology annotation, cellular component: signaling receptor complex. Lineage: Eukaryota; Metazoa; Arthropoda; Insecta; Lepidoptera; Pyralidae. The transcript has 17 exons.